CCUCGUGGGAGCGCGGAGGCUCGAGGCAAUCUUCACACCUGGCAGAGUGGAGCGCGUGAAGGAAACCUUUGAACUGCUACUUUAUUGUUUACAUUCUACUCCCUCUUUGCUAACUAUAGCUAUAACUUUAUUGUUUACAUUCUACUCCCUCUUUGCUAACUAUAGCUAUAACUUUAUUGUUUACAUUCUACUCCCUCUUUGCUAACUAUAGCUAUAACUUUAUUGUUUACAUUCUACUCCCUCUUUGCUAACUAUAGCUAUAACUUUAUUGUUUACAUUCUACUCCCUCUUUGCUAACUAUAGCUAUAACUUUAUUGUUUACAUUCUACUCCCUCUUUGCUAACUAUAGCUAUAACUUUAUUGUUUACAUUCUACUCCCUCUUUGCUAACUAUAGCUAACUUCUGCUAACUAGCUAAUAUCAGCUAGCUACAGUAGCUGAUACUAACUAUUUAUACAUACAUUAUUGCCCAUAGACAUCUUAUAAGUAGACGCACUAUUGGCUGCAGUGACGCGAGAAAUUGGGCCACCAUCUUGAAGUGGUGAUGAGGAGCCGGCGAGCAGCCUAAACUGACAGUUGACAGGUAGAAAACAAAGAUGGUGGGACAGAUUAAUUGGAAUUGAUUUGGAUAGUUAGUGUCAGCUGUCAUUGAGUGUAUUUUCUAUCACAAAAACAACAUGACUGCAAAUUGUUGGUUGCUUCUCUUGGACUGCCUUUUAUGUAUGCACACGCUCUAUGCGCAUACGUGUUGACGAGACAGGGUGAGUGACAGUCCUAAACACUUUUUUUUUUUUUUACAUAAACAUCCUUUUUAAUCAAAUAAACUAAUCGAUAAGAUUACUCGCUAACUAAAAUAACUGAUAGCUGCAGCCCUAAACUACAGUAUAAUGUUGCAUUCUGGUUCCCAUGUCUGCGAUUGUUGUGUCCUCAGUAAGUGGAAUAACCGGCAGCAAGCAGCGUGCAGGUAAGAAAAGUCUUUUUACUUCUUAAACGAGGCAAAAUAAACAAAGGGGCUUGCCGCUGGAAGUGCACGAGAAGCUUAAAGUACCAGAAGAGUGGAAAAACAAGUUGCCUCUGUAUUGAAACUAUUAGUAUAUAUAUAUAUGUAUUAUGAUACCUAAAUACUUCCAAAGUUUGUGAAUAAAUAGAUAUGAUCAAAAUAGUAUCAAACUCACAGAGAUUCCCGAGCCGUUUUGAGAGAUAGUGAGGAACCCCAUCAUGUGAUAGUGUGACGUAGAGUUAGGACCCGCAGAUCCCUUCCCCAUCAACAACAAUGCUAAUCAAGCAGACUUUGUGAAAGCCAACAACAAUUACUUUGUGCAAAAUUAUGGGCCGGAUACUUAUAUUGUUGAUCCUGAAUAUAAAGAGGAUGAGCUACAAGUUUUCGAAGCUCUACCAUGAAUUGAUUAACGUGGACCCCGACUUAAACAAGUUGAACAACUUAUUCGGGUGUUACCAUUUAGUGGUCAAUUGUAUGGAAUAUAUACUGUACUGUGCAAUCUACUAAUAAAAGUCUCAAUCAAUCAAUCAAUUUAAUUUUGUCAACACGCGUGUGUGCAAUUAAAAAAACAUCCAUGAUGUUUCCUGAACUGCGUGUGCUGAUUUUAAAGAUAAUGUACACGUCAUUGUUAUAAUAUCAUACAAUAAUAUUUCUACGUAAUGAUAUAUAAUAUAUUCCCACCAGGCACAAGACAUUAAAACAACGUUGAGAACUGAUUGAAUUAGGUCCUGACGUUGAGCAACUAAAACCUAAUGUUGAAACAACGUGCUUUUUGACCAUGUUUAAUCAAUGUUGGGUUCUGACGUUGAUUUGACCAUUGAAAUUUGGUCAUUUCUUAACCUACAUUGUGCCCAACUUUGGACAUCAACAUUGUCUCCAUCCAUCCAUCCAUUUUCCACCACUUACCACGUCCCUCUCAAUUUACAAAUACAACAAUUUUGCUUUGUUGUUUUAAAGGACACGUACGUAUAAUAAAUGUUGUAUCAAUGUCUUGUGCCUGCUGGGUUACUAUUAUGAUGCACACAGGUGUUUUUAUGCCCAACCAACUCAGUUGUUGCUGUUCUUUCAGGAUUUUAUUGAUUAUUUAUCGAUUGAUUUUAAGACCUUUUUAAACAACCAUUGUGGAUGGAGGUUUUUCUUAAACUCCCCAGUGGGAAAUGUGCUUUUUUUUAUUUUAACAUAUCUGUUUUUUGAUGUGGACAUACACCUAAUAUAAUUGCAAAAAUGCAAUGUCGGCAAAUAGAAGACAGCAUGAUGGCAUAGCUGUAAUAAUUGGAGAUCUGGGUUCGGAUCUUAGUUGGUUGAGUUACGUGUGGAGUUUGCAUGUUUGCAUACUUUUUUCGAAACGCCCCAAAAAAUGCUUGGUAGGCUAAUUGUAGACCCUAAGUCAGACCUGGGCAAAUUAAGGCCCGGGGGCCACAUGCGGCCCGUUAAGUUUUUCAAUCCGGCCCCCCGGACAUUCCCAAAUAACUUUUUUAGAUCUUCAAGAUGGAAAGUGUAGCUGCCAUUAUGAUGUGCAGUGAUGUUUUCUAAUGACCGUAAGUCUUGAACUAUACAAAGUAUUUCAAUGGUUGGAAUCUGAGCUUUUGCAUGAUAUACUAGUUACUAUGGUAAUCUAAUUAGUUACUAUGGUAAUCUAAAUCACAGCAGCUCAGACGAGGCACCAAGCAGUGUGGGUGGGAAGGAGAUUUUUACAACAAAGUUCUAAAGCUUAGUGAUGUAUCAGAUAUGUCAGAUUGGUGUGUUUAUAUAUUUCGCGUUCAUAUUUCGCUGUUUGUUGCAUUUUUUUGUGUUUCGCUUGAUUGUAAAAUAUGUGGAUGGAGAGGGGGUGUGACGUUCAUAUGCUGUCAAUAUUCAGUGUUUUAUCGUUCAUAGUUAAUAUUGUAAAUCCCACAUUCUUUAUUUUCAUGUACAUUCUGGGUGUCUCAUUCAGUACAGAAAUUUAAAAUUCCAUUCCGUUUUUUAAGGCAGUCUAUCAUAACGUUUUUAGCAUUCAGAUAUUAUUGUGAGGUUUUGUAUAAGCGUUCCUAAAAAUCAGAUAUACCGGCCCCCAGACACAUUUUUUUCUAUAAAUUUGGCCCCCGAGUCAAAAUAAUUGCCCAGGCCUGCCCUAAAUUGUCUACAGGUGUGGAUGUGAGUAUGAAUUACAUGGUCACCACCUCUCACCCAAAGUAAGCUGGAAUGAACCCUGACGAGGACAAGUGCCUUGGUUUUGUACACCCCAAAUUUUUAUACGAUUGUAAGGGAAUAAGCGGUAGAAAAUGGAUGGAUGGAUGGAUGAAUUUUUGACGAAAAAAUGUCCAAAAUUUCCCUGCUCAUUUAUUGUACGGCCGAAUUUCCGUGCAUCUUUCUUUGGAACAAAAAGCCCAAGUACAACGCAGAAUAAGCCACCGUGCGGCCAAAUAAAGUUGCGAGUGUCGUCAUUUGGAUAAAGAAGGUGAGAAACACUAUGGAACUCAAGCAAGAACUUUUGGCAAAGUACGAAGAUAGCGUCCAUAUGGCUAGGUCUUUGCCAGCAAGACUUUUCAGUAAAAGUGAUGUUAGUUUAUCCAUUUUUGGGGUCAUUUGUAUAUAUUUAGCAUGUGUGUAAAACUAUAAUUGUUCACAAUAAAAUAGGUUUUGUUUCAAUAUGUUUGGCUGUCUGCAACAGAUUCAUUGGAUUUGCAUGAUUUCUUAUAGGAAAAUGUAUUUAGUUUUUAUUCGAUUCGAUAGCCUUCUCAAUAGUUCUCUUACGUUCCCAUGCAGGAAGAAAACAAUAUUUAAUCCACCAUGAUAUUCAUAUUAUUUGUCUGUAAAAUUGUUAUAAGUACACCUCUGCAUAACAUUGUAUCCUUUAGCUGACGUGCUUUUUCUCUUAGACGUUUUAUGCACUGUUCCUGUUUGUGCGCCACACUUUAAAAACACCUACUUCCCAUCUUAUAUUGCUUUAUUGCACUGAAGCAUUUGGUCGUUUCAUUGGCCCCCCCCAGGAGCCCCUUCCUCUUCUUUUUUUUGUCUCCCCCUCACCAAAAAAGAUAUCUUACCUUAAAUAUGUGUUGAUGAGUAUACAUUAUGGCCUGCUUUAUCACUUGUUGCUUAUCUUGGGAAACAGGCCCAGCACAGAUAGAUGACCUGUGGGUUAUUGAUGGCUGCUCUAUUGUUGUGCUCGGAGUCCCACCGGUCAGAGUGUGGGAACCCCAGCGCGGCCCGAGACACAUGGCUUUGUUAUGCUAAUGUGCGUCUAUAAAAGUCGGAGCGGACGCUUUGCACGGACUUCACAGCCAGCGGAACUGUCCUGGAAGAAGCUUCUCUGUACCUGCUUGGAAAGACAUGGCUCCUUGCUCCUCCAGUGACUCCUUCAUGCAGCCUGCCAGGAUCUCAGAGAGAGACAACAUCAGAUUGAGAAAGCCCAUGGUGGAGAAACUGCGACGAGAUCGCAUCAACACCUGCAUCGAGCAGCUCAAGAUCAUCCUGGAGAAAGAGUUCCAACUACAAGAGCCCAACUCCAAGCUGGAGAAAGCAGACAUCCUGGAGAUGACCGUCAGCUUCCUGAGGCAGCAGCUGCACAAGCGGCAUCCUCAACAUCAUCAGUCCACCUCCAGCAGCGAUGGUGGCGACUUCAGGCAAGGCUACUCUCACUGCUGGAGGGACUCUCUGCACUUCCUCUCUGCCCAGCAGCAGAUGAUCCAGAAAGGCUCCUCUCCAGUGAGCUCCCCCAGCAGAGGAACCAGGCUGCAGGAGAGCGGCGUGUGGAGGCCUUGGUAGACUCACCUGAGGAGACCACCAGGACUUUUUGUGACAUAUGCAUUCCCACCUUGCUCCUUAACAUCAUAUUGAUGGACACCAAUAGUGACAGCUCUCCCUCAUUUUCUAUGUUUCUUCUUUGCAAUGACUGAGUCACCAUUUUACCGUUUUUUGUGUUUAAAAGAUGUUUUUGCGUGAUGAUGGUUUUUACUCCAGUGGAGUUUAUUGCCUUGCUGGAUGUAACAGUGUAUCUCUGCCAUAUCCUGUGUUGAGAAUAUUUCUCUCCUUAUUGUUGGAUGCCAAAUUAUGUGUAUGUAUGUAUGUAUGUAUGUAUGUAUGUAUGUGUGACGAUACCGGUAAUACCGUUUUUGCUAUGACAUUUACGCUCUUAAAAAAACAAAUUUUG
Molecule: messenger RNA, 5128 nt
Organism: Entelurus aequoreus (snake pipefish)
Lineage: Eukaryota; Metazoa; Chordata; Actinopteri; Syngnathiformes; Syngnathidae
Gene: her12
Product: hairy-related 12
Exons: 2
Coding region: 4309-4743 (144 amino acids)
Biological process (GO): anterior/posterior pattern specification; regulation of neurogenesis; regulation of transcription by RNA polymerase II
Cellular component (GO): nucleus
Molecular function (GO): DNA-binding transcription factor activity, RNA polymerase II-specific; RNA polymerase II cis-regulatory region sequence-specific DNA binding; protein dimerization activity
Source: RefSeq, a predicted model, not a curated record